AUGGAAUUUGCUAUCCUUACCAAGCUAUUUCACAACCCUCUUGUGUCUCUUGUUCUUUGGUCCAUUGCUGCAACAUCACUGAACCCUGCAAUGGCCACAAAACGUUGUGAUUUCCCUGCCAUCUUCAACUUUGGUGCCUCAAACGCUGACACUGGUGGCUUGGCUGCUUCCUUUCCUUUUGCUGGACCAAAACCACCCAAUGGAGAAACCUUUUUCCAUAGACCUGCUGGAAGGUUCUGUGAUGGCCGACUCAUCAUUGACUUCUUGGCAAAUAGUUUUGGACACAAUUAUCUCAGUCCAUAUCUUGAUUCAAUGGGGUCCAACUUCUCACAUGGAGCAAAUUUUGCAUCAGCUGGAGCUACAAUCAGACUCCAACAAGGUUUUGGGCAGUCUAGAUUCAGUCCUUUCAACUUUGGAUAUCAGUACUCGCAAUUCGAACGUUUUAAACCUACUACACAGUUCAUUAGAGACCAAGGUGGGGUGUUUGCAACCCUUAUGCCCAGAGAAGAAUACUUUGAUGAAGCUCUAUACACAUUUGAUAUAGGCCAAAAUGAUCUAACAGCUGGCAUUUUUGGUAACAUGACCCUACAACAAGUAAAUGUUUCUACACCUGAUAUAAUCUCGACUUUCACAUCAAACAUAAAGAACAUAUACAAUCUGGGGGCAAGAUCAUUUUGGAUUCACAACACUGGACCCAUUGGUUGUCUCCCUACGAUUUUGGCCAAUUUUGCAUCUGCUGAACUGGAUGAGUAUGGUUGUGCAAAAGCAUAUAAUGAAGUGGCUCAGUCUUUCAACCAAAAUUUGAAGGAAGCCUUGGCUCAACUCCGUAAGGAACUUCCUUUGGCUGCAAUCACAUAUGUAGACAUCUACACUCCUAAGUACUCUCUUUUCAGCAAUCCAAAGAAAUAUGGCUUUGAGCUUCCACAUGUUGCUUGUUGUGGCUAUGGAGGGAAGUACAACUUCAGCAAUAGCGUUGGAUGUGGAGGAACCAUUAAGGUCAAUGGCAAAGAUAUUUUUGUGGGUUCAUGUGAACGACCAUCUGCUAGAGUGAUAUGGGAUGGGACCCACUACACUGAAGCAGCUAACAAGGUUGUCUUCGAUCAAAUCUCUUCUGGGGCUUUCACAGAUCCACCCAUUCCAUUGAAUAGGGCAUGUGAUAGAUAUUGA
Messenger RNA from Sphenostylis stenocarpa, 1167 nucleotides. The record is from the annotation of a GenBank genome assembly. NCBI's taxonomy places the organism in Eukaryota, Viridiplantae, Streptophyta, Magnoliopsida, Fabales, Fabaceae.